AAAACUGUCCUCCCGGUGGCAGCUGCACCCCGGGUUCCUUCUCCACCCUUUCUUCCCGAGCCUGGGGUCCUCCUCUGCUUUUUGGCUUCCUCUUCUGUUUAGCUCCUCCCUCUGCCGGGGAUUCCCCCCUCCCUCACGCUUAUCCCUGUUGCCUCCGUCCCGAAUUAUCUUAAGUCGUCAAGCCUUUCCACAUCACGAUGCCUUUUAUAGGGUCCAUCCUUGUUUGUCUUUCCUCAUUGUCUGUGCCCCAGCCUCUUUUCCCACGGCCUCCGCCUGUAUCCCUUUUCCUGUUUUGCCCCUUCACUCCGAUGUCUCUGCAUCCCCAGCCCUUGGUUCCCGAUCCUCUGUGGCCGUCUCUUCCUCUGCUGCUUCUGAUUCCAUUACCUCACUGCCACCCACCCACCCAGCUCCUGGCUUCCAAGAAUUAUCUGUUCCUUCUCCUUAAGGGAUCUCAGGCCCUCGCCAUCAUUCCCGAAGGACUGUUUACAUUCUGCUCUGACCUUAAUCCUUUCUUCUCUAGAGUACUUUAAUGAUUCCUGUAACUUUCUUUAGCUUUUCUCGACCCUUCCUCAGAUCUCCCAACCUCUGGAGGUUUGUUCCUGUAGAAGAGAGAUCUGACGGUGCUCCUUCCCAUUCAGGAUUUCCAGCUUUGACACCUCCCUCGAGUUUCAGGGGUUUUGCUGAUCCUUGUGGUACUGUUUUCCCUGUGGUCCUUAUGUGUUCUCUGUCACUCUACCUUUACAUACCACUUAUUUCAGGAUCAGCUAAACCUUAAGCUAAGAAGAUGUGUUGGGAGGAGAGGGUGCCUCAGCUGUCACAGGCUUUUCUCUGAACAGAGGGUGUUUCAGAAGGAUGGAGCAAGUUUGAAGCAAUUCCUAUCAGAUUACACUUUGCUGGAGGAAUGAACAGGCCUGCGUGGAAACUGAAUGAGCUGCCACAGCACUGGAGGAAGGGAGCACGAUGUCAUGUGCUCAGACAAGCAGAGAAAUGGCCCACCUCAGCAGGGUUGACGAUGGUUGUUUCUGAGCUGUUUUCUUCGUGGUAAAGCCUGGUGUGGUGUUUGCUGGCCAUUAUUUUUUGGGUGCUUUGAGUCUAAAAGAGAAGCUUGGAAGCUCAAAGUCUGGCUGUGGCCAUGGGAGACACGGUAGUGGAGCCUACCCCCCUGAAGCCAACUUCUGAGCCCGCUCCUGGCCCACCAGGGAAUAAUGGGGGCUCCUUGCUAAGUGUCAUCACGGAGGGGGUCGGGGAGCUCUCGGUGAUUGACCCUGAGGUGGCCCAGAAGGCCUGCCAGGAGGUGCUGGAGAAAGUCAAGCUCUUGCAUGGAGGUGUGGCCAUCUCUAGCAGAGGCACCCCACUGGAGCUGGUCAAUGGGGAUGGUGUGGACAGCGAGAUCCGUUGCCUGGACGACCCACCUGCCCAGAUAAGGGAGGAGGAAGAUGAGAUGGGGGCCACAGUGGCCUCAGGCACAGCCAAGGGAGCAAGAAGGCGGCGGCAGAACAACUCGGCCAAACAGUCUUGGCUGCUGAGGCUGUUUGAGUCGAAACUGUUUGACAUCUCUAUGGCCAUUUCAUACCUGUAUAACUCCAAGGAGCCUGGGGUGCAGGCCUACAUCGGCAACCGGCUCUUCUGCUUUCGUAAUGAGGAUGUGGACUUCUAUCUGCCCCAGUUGCUUAACAUGUACAUUCACAUGGAUGAGGACGUGGGUGAUGCCAUCAAGCCCUACAUAGUCCACCGCUGCCGCCAGAGCAUUAACUUUUCCCUCCAGUGUGCUCUGUUGCUGGGGGCCUACUCUUCAGACAUGCACAUUUCCACUCAGCGACACUCCCGUGGGACCAAGCUGCGGAAGCUGAUCCUCUCAGAUGAGCUGAAGCCCGCUCACCGAAAGAGGGAGCUGCCCUCCUUGAGCCCAGCCCCCGACACAGGGCUGUCUCCCUCUAAAAGGACUCACCAGCGCUCUAAGUCAGAUGCCACUGCCAGCAUAAGUCUCAGCAGCAACCUGAAACGAACAGCCAGCAACCCUAAAGUGGAGAAUGAGGAUGAGGAGCUCUCCUCCAGCACCGAGAGUAUUGAUAAUUCAUUCAGUUCCCCCGUCAGACUGGCUCCUGAGCGAGAAUUCAUCAAGUCCCUGAUGGCGAUUGGCAAGCGGCUGGCCACGCUCCCCACCAAGGAGCAGAAGACACAGCGGCUGAUCUCAGAGCUCUCCCUGCUCAACCACAAGCUCCCCGCCCGAGUCUGGCUGCCCACUGCCGGCUUUGACCACCACGUGGUCCGCGUGCCCCACACCCAGGCUGUCGUCCUCAACUCUAAGGACAAGGCUCCCUACCUGAUCUAUGUGGAAGUCCUCGAAUGUGAAAACUUCGACACCACUAGUGUCCCUGCCCGGAUCCCCGAGAACCGAAUUCGGAGCACCCGGUCUGUAGAGAACCUGCCCGAAUGCAGCAUCACCCACGAGCAGCGGGCAGGCAGCUUCAGCACUGUGCCCAACUAUGACAACGAUGACGAGGCCUGGUCAGUGGAUGACAUAGGCGAGCUGCAGGUGGAGCUCCCUGAAGUGCACACCAACAGCUGUGACAACAUCUCCCAGUUCUCCGUGGACAGCAUCACCAGCCAGGAAAGCAAGGAGCCUGUGUUCAUUUGGCGCCUUUCGGAGCAGCUGGCUCACACCCCCACAGCCUUCAAACGAGACCCAGAAGACCCUUCCGCAGUUGCUCUUAAAGAGCCCUGGCAGGAGAAAGUGCGGCGCAUUAGAGAGGGAUCCCCCUAUGGCCAUCUCCCCAAUUGGCGGCUCCUGUCAGUCAUUGUCAAGUGUGGGGAUGACCUUCGGCAGGAGCUGUUGGCCUUCCAGGUGCUAAAGCAACUGCAGUCCAUUUGGGAACAGGAGCGAGUACCCCUGUGGAUCAAGCCAUAUAAGAUUCUUGUGAUUUCGGCCGACAGUGGCAUGAUUGAACCAGUGGUCAACGCUGUAUCCAUACACCAGGUGAAGAAGCAGUCUCAGCUCUCCCUUCUCGAUUACUUCCUACAGGAGCAUGGCAGUUACACCACUGAGGCAUUCCUCAGUGCCCAGCGCAAUUUUGUGCAGAGUUGUGCUGGCUACUGCUUGGUCUGUUACCUGCUACAGGUCAAGGACAGACACAAUGGGAACAUCCUACUGGACGCAGAAGGCCACAUCAUCCACAUCGACUUUGGCUUCAUCCUAUCCAGCUCACCCCGAAACCUGGGCUUUGAGACAUCAGCCUUUAAGCUGACCACAGAGUUUGUGGACGUGAUGGGCGGCCUGGAUGGCGACAUGUUCAACUAUUACAAGAUGUUGAUGCUGCAGGGGCUGAUCGCUGCUCGGAAACACAUGGAUAAGGUGGUGCAGAUCGUAGAGAUCAUGCAGCAAGGUUGUCGCCGUUGCUCAGGAGCAUCCCCGUCUGGCCCCGUGAUGACGGUGGCCCAGGUCAUCUGUUCUCAGCUUCCUUGCUUCCAUGGCUCCAGCACCAUCCGCAACCUCAAGGAGAGGUUCCACAUGAGCAUGACUGAGGAGCAGCUCCAGCUGCUGGUGGAGCAGAUGGUGGACGGCAGUAUGCGGUCUAUCACCACCAAACUCUAUGACGGCUUCCAGUACCUCACCAACGGCAUCAUGUGAUACUCUCCUCAGGCCCCAGCGCAAUGGGGGGGGGUUCAGGGGACCCUCCCUGGGAAGGCCCUUGGAGAAACCCUAAGCCAGGAAGCCCCACCCACCCAGCCAUCCACCAAGGGAAAUGGAAGGCAAGAAAUACAAAGGAUCAUGUGGUAACCGUAGAACUUGCCAGGGCAGGUGGGGAGAGCCAGCUGUGGGGUCCAGACUGACUGGGGCUUCCUUGCCACCACCCCAGCUGUGUCAGUAUUACCACCAGAUGGACUCCAGGACUCACUGCCCUCCAGAGAACAGAAGUGAUAAAUGUGGGGGGCGCUGGGGCCUCGCUUCUCCUCACCAGGGUCCGAGAGGUUCUUUCCACAGGCCAUCCUCUUCAUGUAUUCUGGGUCCCAGGAAGGAGAAGAGAGUAGGUUCUUGGUACUUAGGACUUAAUCCUGUGGUUGGCCUUUGGCCAUGCUGCUGCCUGACUGUCCCCUCCCAGGGACUGAGCCCUAGCCCAAGUUCCCCUGGGUAGGUGGGCUUUGGCAUAGGGUCCUGCACUUGCUGAGGUCCCCCAUCCCAGAAGUGAGGAAGGGAGUGAUCACAGCCCCUCCAGUCUGAGGGUACUGGCCUAGCCUCGGGAAUUCCUUGCCCUGAUCCCUUCCCCACACCCAGGGAGACAGCUCUCAAUUUUUUAAUUUUUGUUUGAAAUAAAGUCCUUAGUUAGCCAUC
Odocoileus virginianus texanus is the source of this 4330-nucleotide messenger RNA. The record is from RefSeq and is a predicted model, not a curated record. Lineage: Eukaryota; Metazoa; Chordata; Mammalia; Artiodactyla; Cervidae.